Molecule: messenger RNA, 1581 nt
Organism: Alternaria atra
Lineage: Eukaryota; Fungi; Ascomycota; Dothideomycetes; Pleosporales; Pleosporaceae
Exons: 2
Coding region: 1-1581 (526 amino acids)
Biological process (GO): G protein-coupled receptor signaling pathway
Cellular component (GO): membrane
Molecular function (GO): mating-type factor pheromone receptor activity
Source: RefSeq, a predicted model, not a curated record
AUGAGUUCAAACGACACCUUCCCCGAAGCAUACUCGACGAACGCCCCUCUCUUCCCCUCAGCCAUCAUCUUCCCCGCCUUCGCCUUUCCAGCAUGGGUCCUCUGCAUGGCACCCAUGAUCUGGCAUUUCCGACAAGCCAACAUCGCAGCUGGAUCACUCAUUCUUUGGAUCGCCCUACACAACUUCUUCAACUCGGUCAAUGCCCUCAUAUGGCCCCGCGACAACGUGCUUGAGUGGUGGGACGGUCCCAUCUGGUGCGACAUUCACGUCCGCAUCCAGGUCGGUAGUUAUGUGGGUAUGACCGCCUCGGUGGCCAUGGUCAUACGCAAGCUCGCCAUUGUCAUGGAUACACGCAAUAUGACAGUGUCAACUAGCAGGAACAGCAAGAUCAAAGCAAAGAUCUGGGAAGUUGUGUGGUGUUGGGUUGUGCCGGGAUUCUUCAUUGCCCUCUACUACGUCGUCCAACCCGUCCGCUACAUGAUCUACGGCAUCGUAGGAUGUUUGUCCGCCCACGACAGUUCGUGGCCCAGCGUAGUCCUCGGUUUCAUGUGGCCAACUAUCGGCAUGCUUUUCGCUUCUUACUGGGCUUUUCUACUCGUCUACCGUCUCUACCGCUACCGCCGCGAAUUCCACCGCCUAGUCGCCGCCCAAAAGACCACAUCAUCCCGCUUCGUCCGCCUCUUCAUCCUCAGCCUGGUUGUCGUCCUCGUCUACCUAUCCUACUCCAUCUACCUUCUCGUUGGCAUUUCAAAAUUCAUCACAACCCCUUACUCUUGGUCUGAAGUUCACGACCCCAACCGCUUUAACAACAUCAUCAAGGUUCCAGUCAACGGCGUAGUCAGCUUCGAGAAGUGGGUUCAAGUCGCCACGGGAUACAUUACCUUUUGCCUUCUCGGCACUGGUGUCGAUGCGAAUGCUCAUUACAGACGAAUGUUAGUGAGUACUGGAGCUGGAAAGGUCUGGCCUAGUCUGUACGCUACCUCAGAUGGCGGGAGUAGGGCGCCGAAGAGUUUCCCUGCUGCGAGAGCAUGGACUGCAAGCGUUUCUAGCAAAGCAAAAAGCAUGCUUUGGUCUACGGAAUCCGGAUCGACGAGUACUGGUUCCACGAGCGACACUUUCACCGACUCCACGAGCAACAAUUCCGUCAUCCUCGAUUCAAUGCCUCGCUUACACAGCGUCACAACGCAAGACACGCUCAUUUCACAGAAACAUGACAAUUCCAUAGCCGCCUCAACGACCCCCCAGCCUUCAUUCUUCAAAAGCUAUUUUGCACGCCCGUCCCUUCGCGGGCCCCUCCUUCCCCUAUUCUCUUACCGCAACAUCGCUGAGAUCACUACUUCCAACACUUCCACCAUCUCUACUAUCGCUACAAAUACAAACAAGCUAUCCACAUCCUCCACCCUAAUUGGUGUGCACUCGCGCGCCUGGGCCGCCGACACCUCACCUUCUUCCUCUUCUUCUGCUGGUCGCCACGGAUACGGCAACAGUGUGCACGUCAUUCGGGAAGUGCAUCAGCAGCGGAAUGAAAAGGCUGGAAAUGAGCGUGAGGAAGAGGGCAAGGAGAUGAAGGCUUGGGCUUGA